Molecule: messenger RNA, 1662 nt
Organism: Capronia epimyces CBS 606.96
Lineage: Eukaryota; Fungi; Ascomycota; Eurotiomycetes; Chaetothyriales; Herpotrichiellaceae
Exons: 7
Coding region: 1-1662 (553 amino acids)
Molecular function (GO): iron ion binding; monooxygenase activity; heme binding
Source: RefSeq, a predicted model, not a curated record
AUGACGAUGAAGAUGUUCUUCCCGUGGUAUCUGGCUCUCCUGGCCACCGUCGUCCUCUUGGUUCGGAUUCUACGUAUUGGGAGGAGACCGCGAAGAUAUCCACCGGGCCCCCCGACCAUUCCCAUCUUGGGGAACUUGCACCAGAGCUUGGUUCUCAAUCUCACUCACUUCGGGAUGCAGAUGCCCUCCAAGGACGUGCACAAGCAGUUCCAGCGGUGGUCCGCACAAUAUGGCCCGGUGUUCAGCCUGAUCCUGGGCACUACGACCAUGGUCGUCCUUUCCAGCGACGUCGCGGUCAAGGAAGUGCUCGACAAGCGGAGUGCCGUCACCAACGAGAGAGGCGACCACUACGUCGGCCACCGACUCUUGACGGGUGGAGAGCACAUGCUUCUCAUGCCCAAUGGCCCCAAGUGGCGGCUCCAGCGAAAGCUGUUCCAGAAGAUGCUCAAUUUACAGGUCACAAGAACCUACCUCCCAUAUGUCAUGUUGGAGAACAAGCAAAUGCUGGUCGAUCUGAUCCAGAAGCCGGAUGACUUCAUCCACCAUAUCAAACGGUACUCCAACUCGCUGAUCACCACCAUGGCAUACGGCCGACGAACCCCUUCAUCCGACGACCCAACCUUGAUCCGGUUCCUGCAAGGAUUGGAGGAUUUCACCACCUUCAUGCAAUCCAGCACGGCCGCCCUGAUGGACGUGUACCCGGUGCUGCGACGACUCCCGGCCUGGAUGACUCCCAUCACCAAGGACGCCUCGGAGCACCAGAAGCGGACGGCAGCCUUCUACGUCAGCCUGUGGCUCGAGACCAAGGCCAAACUAGCCCAAGGCACAGCCAAGCCGUGUUUCUGCGUCGAUCUGCUGCUGGCGCAGAAGCAGGAAGGAUUCACCGACCAGUUCGGCGCAUACCUGGCCGGCGCGGCCCUCGAGGCCGGCACCGACACGACGGGCGGCGAGCUAUGCGGCUUCGUCAAGGCCAUGGUACUGUUUCCCGCGGCCCAGCACAAGGCCCAGGCCGAACUGGACCGCGUGGUCGGCGACAACCGGCUCCCCACCAUCGACGACCUGCCCCGACUACCAUACCUGCGCGCCUGUGUGAAAGAGACGCUGCGAUGGAUGCCGACCGCCAUCAUGGGCGCGGCCCCGCACGCCGCGAAAGAGGACAUCCAGUACAUGGGCUACACGAUCCCCGCCGGCGCCAUGCUCAUCAACAACGUCUACACCAUCCACCACGACCCGGGGCGCUACGCCCACCCGCACGAGUUCGACCCGGACCGCUACGAAGGCGACCUGUCCACCGCGGCCGAAUCCGCGCAGAACGCGGACGUGGCCAAGCGCGACCACUUCGUCUUCGGCGCCGGUCGGAGGCUUUGUGCCGGCAUCCAUCUGGCCGAACAGUCCAUCUUCCUGGCCAUCUCGCGCAUGCUGUGGACCUUUGACAUCUCCCCCAAGCUGGACCCCGUCACAAACUCUCCGAUCUUGCCCGAGCCGGACAGGUAUACCCAGGCCGUCGUGUGCAUGCCGGAGCCGUUUGAGGCGACCUUCACGCCCAGGUCGCAGCGCCGCGUCGACAUCGUCAUGGCUGAGUGGCGGGAAGCACAGAAUGAGCUGGAUGAGAAGCAGCAAUGGCGGACGGUGGGCGAGGGGAUGAAGUUUAGUAAGAUUUGA